AUGGCGACCAUCGAUGACGGCUUCAAACAGGUCUUGGACGAUUUCAAGAAGCGGCUCAAGCCAGAAGAGAAAGCAGCGUUUGCCGGUACCACGCUUUUUGACCUGCAAAAUGAGGCCAACAACCUUCAAGAAAAGCAGAGGAAAAGCAAGACGGCACAGAACCUCAGAAGGAUCGACCCAUUUCUUCAAGCCAUGGCGCAAUACACAGAAGUCAUUGAAGUGUUCCUGAAUACGUCCUCUAUUCUGUGCUUUGUUUGGGGACCGAUGAACAAUUUAAGUAGCGCAUUUGAUGUUUUACUUGAUGCGUAUAAACAAAUCGCUGAAAAUUUUCCGUUGCUACUGAAGUAUCGCUCCAUGUUCACAGAGAAUGAGCACAUGAAAAAGGUUCUGGUCUGGAUAUAUGAAGACAUAUUGAAAUUUCAUCUCCGUGCUUGGCGGGUGUUUUCGGAACCUGCAUGGAAACAACUCUUCACAGCCUCAUGGAAAAACUUCCAAGAAAGCUUCAAGCCAGUUCUGAAUGAUCUCAUUCGUCAUCGGGAAUUGAUCGAAAGUACUGCCGGCCUCGAGCAGAUUCAGGAAGCCCGUGACGCACAACUCCGAUCUGAAGCCGCUUUUGCCGCCUUUGAGCUGGAGCAAAACCAUAUGAAGCGAAUUGCUGUCACCAAUUGGCUUUCUGCUCCCGAUGCCGAUGCCGACCAAGUUGCAUUCUCUGCAGCAAGACAAGAUAUCCCAGGCACUGGCCGAUGGAUCUUAGAGCAACCGGACAUCAAGACCUGGUUAGACCGCAGCCAAAAGACAGUUCCAAUGAUCUGGUUAAACGGAAAGCCAGGAGCAGAAUGCUUGAGAAUUAUUCAGUCGUCGACGGACAUCUCAUUAGCAUUCUUCUACUGCCGAGAUCAAGAUGGACAGAGGAACAAAUUUGCCUGCGUUGCCAAGGCAAUGCUAGCUCAAUUGCUUUGUCAAAACCCAAGCCUCCUGCCAUACCUCUAUGACGAGUGUCUAAAAAGUACGAAAGUGACACUGGCGUCACCACAGGAUUGUAUCAAAGUGUUAGGUACUGUUCUUCAAGCAAUGCCGCAGACCUUCCUCAUAAUCGACGGCAUUGAUGAAUGUGAGCCGAAGGAAAGAAAGGUGAUACUUAGCUUCUUUACAUCAAUGAUCACCAGUGACGAUAUUCCGGAAGGAAAACUCCGUGGUUUGUUUGUCAGUCAGGAACUUGCUGAUAUAAAGGCUGCACUACACGUGGCAGACUCUGUUAGUUUGACGAAGAAUCACGGUGAGGUUGACAUCAAGAACUUCGCUGUGAAAUGGGCUAUGAAAAUCCAACAGCGCUUCAAGUUGAUGGAAGACUCCGCAAGAGAAUACAUUGUCAAGUUGGUCAGCGAUGGCGCUGAAGGGAUGUUUCUCUUUGCGAGACUCGUAUUGGAAAAUCUUCACGACCAAGAGAGCUUGCAAAAUGUCUAUAAGGAGCUGCACCCCGAUACUUUCCCCAGAGGAUUUGACCAAGCGUAUGCUCGCAUAGCUGGUAGAAUAUUCGAAAACCCGAACCUGGCCCGACGGAGGACCGCACAGAAGCUCCUUGGCUGGAUCUCUUUCAGUAAGCGGCCAUUAAAGUGGCACGAAAUCCAAGGAGCAACCUCUAUCGAUGCUCAAGAUCGUAUUGUCAAUUUUGAAGGCCGUCAGAUGCCUGAUCACGUACGAGAUAUCUGCGGGUCACUAAUAGAUAUCCUUCCUGGCAACCGGACUCGCAGCUACCUACUCCACGAAGACCACCUUGACAGGCAGAAAGAGGAGACCCAACUUGCUAUCCUAUGCAUGCAAUAUCUGACAUUUGGUUGCUUUGAGACCGAUAAAUCCCCAGAUGACCUUGUUCAGUUCAUCAAAACCGGCCACUACGCUUUCCUUGACUAUGCAAGCCUGCAUUGGCUACAUCAUUUGGAGACGGUCCUGGUGUUGCUCAAAUCCGCAGAUCUAGCCAGCUCAACAGACCUGGGUAUGGCUAUCAACGAGUUUUUCGAGAUGUAUGAGCCAGGCCAAAUUCACGCACCUAAAAUACAAAAGGAGUACCUAGAGCGAAGCUCUGGAAUCCAGGAUGCAGAGUGUUAUGAGCCUUUGUUGCUACUAAUAACACAGGCUAAAGCGAGUCGCAUUGCGGAAGAGAAGCUGGAAGCACUUGGCGCUCUCGGCCAAACGCUCACCAAGGUCAGAGCCACACUCGAGGAGCUGAGCAAACCCCCAAGUCCGAAUUCAGGUUCAACUGAUCCCCUCGCCGAGAGUUCCGAGCAGAGUUUAUCUCAAUUCUAUGGCGACAAAUGGUUCAAAUGCGCCCGGCACGCAUGCUAUUAUUUCCAUGAAGGCUUCGCCACCGAAAGAGAUCUAAGACAACACACCGACCGCCACGAAAAACCCUUCUGCUGCACGGAAAUGGGCUGCACACGGAUGUACAUCGGGUGGGCCACGGACAAGGAACUGAAGAGACACAUGAGCCAGUAUCAUCCAGACCCAGAAGCAUUCUCGUGGAAAUUCCCACAUGUGAAAAAACCUCCUUCUAAGUACCAGUGCAGUGUUUGUGAGAAGAGUUAUAGCAGGGCGAAUUCGCUGAAUACGCAUCAGUUGAGGGAACAUGCGAAGGAGAGGCCAUUUGCGUGUACAGUGUGUGGGAAGGGGUUUGUGAGAAGGUAUGAGUUGGAGAGGCAUGAGGGGAUACAUAGGAAUAAGAGUGCGUCGAGCUCGCAGCGAGAGGGAGAGGCCGUAUUGGGAGAAAGUGGCAAGGAGUAG
Messenger RNA from Hyaloscypha bicolor E, 2778 nucleotides. RefSeq lists its product as uncharacterized. NCBI's taxonomy places the organism in Eukaryota, Fungi, Ascomycota, Leotiomycetes, Helotiales, Hyaloscyphaceae. The transcript is spliced from 6 exons. Bases 1 to 2778 code for a protein of 925 amino acids. The record is from RefSeq and is a predicted model, not a curated record.